AUGAUGACAUUGUUUCUACUGAUGGACGAGCGGGCGGCGAAGCGUGAAGAGAGCCGUAUUGAGCGUCAAGAGAAGUACGAUCGCGAACGAGAAGUGCGGGAGGCGCGCCGCGAAGAAAUGCAUCUUCUUCUCAUGAGUAAGAUGCUAGGACAUAACCAAUAA
Molecule: messenger RNA, 162 nt
Organism: Aphanomyces astaci
Lineage: Eukaryota; Oomycota; Saprolegniomycetes; Saprolegniales; Verrucalvaceae
Exons: 1
Coding region: 1-162 (53 amino acids)
Source: RefSeq, a predicted model, not a curated record